UAUAAAAUUAAUCUUAAUUUCAUUGUUCACUAUUUAUUGCGACUUGAUUUUCUUACUUAUCCUAAAGUAUAAAAUAUCGUUGACAAUGUCUGGUAAACGUAAUACUUAAGAUGUCCGAGAAGUCGGAAGAAAUCAAUACAAUUGAAUUUGAUCCUAUUCUACCUGAUUGUGGUAUUUUGUUCUACGAAGAAUGCCCAACUGAGUACGAGAUACAGCGGCCUAUAUUACUGCCUUUAAAAUCUACAACGCAACUACGUUUCGAACAACUACAACAAGAAGCAGCAAGAGUUCGAAGGGACACAAAUAAAAGUGCUAAGCAAGCCCCAUGAAUUGGAUUUAAGAUAAUUUAAUAAAUAGCUAACACAAUGGCUUACACACUGUUCGUUAUAGAAAUUAUAUCGGCAUUCAUUUUAGCUGCUACAUUACUAUAUAGAUAUGGAGAUUGCUACAGGAAUCACAUUCUUGUCACAGUAUCAGUCCUCAUUGCCUGGACCUUUUCAUUUGUUAUUAUGUUUAUACUACCCCUUGAUGUGUCAUCGACUGUUUACCGGCAAUGCCUUCAAGAAGACAACUCAACAAGCCCUCUUGUAGUCCAAGCCAAUGUAUCCAGCACUGAAUCUCCAGUGCCAGGACAUUGUCAGAAGCCAUGGAGUUAUGUACCAGACUCUGUAUUCCCGAACCUCUGGAGAGUUGUAUAUUGGACAUCGCAAUGUUUGACUUGGCUUAUUAUGCCAAUGAUGCAGUCAUAUAGCAAAGCUGGUGACUUCACUGUGAAAGGCAAAUUGAAAUCUGCAUUAGUUGAUAAUGCAAUUUAUUAUGGAUCAUACUUGCUUAUUUGUGGAAUACUUCUAAUAUACAUUGCCUUAAAACCUGGUGUAUAUUUAGAUGGACCUAAAAUAAAAGCUAUAGCAUCAUCGGCAAGUAAUACAUGGGGUCUGUUUCUAUUGAUUUUGUUACUUGGUUAUGCAUUAGUUGAGGUGCCAAGAAAUCUGUGGAAUAACUCGAAAAAGAAUUACACACUUACAUACAGUUAUUUCAAAAUAGCUAAACUUAGUACAGAUAAAUGUGAAGCUGAAGAAACUGUGGAUGAUAUAUUGGAUUCGUUAAAUUCGGUAAUAGCUGCAGUCGGACCGGGUCAUCCGUUACACCGUCAUGUAGAGACAAUAGUACAGAAGUUACCUAUACAACUGAGGGACAGGCUCAAUUCAAGAGUAGCUCCAGAGAGACCCACACCACCCUCUUUUAAGUCUCUUGUCAAUUUGCAUAAAAAGACGAUCAAAGCACUGCAUGUUCUGCAACGCACGGAGACACAAUGGGGUCUGAUGCUGGAGCGUAUCCUGCACUUGGAGGAUGUGGCGAGCAACUCUCGCGCGCCCGACCGCCGCUUCCAGCACACCUUCCACACACCACGGCCCCGUCUGCAAAGGAUCUUGUACCCUCCCAUACUCGAGUGGUAUUGGGAGUGCCUUCUGAGGCCAUAUUUCCUGAAGUCAUUGGCGGUUGUGACGGGACUGCUGUCUGUGGCUGUGGUAUGGUCGGAGGUCACCUUCUUCUGCAAGAAGCCAGUGCUCUCGAUCUUUGCCAACAUUGUAAUAGCCGCUAAGGAUACAUACAAUUAUGCUGCUAUUGUGUCGGUGUCAACACUGAUAAUCGGGUACAUGUUCUACUGCGCGUACUCCACCGUGCUCAAGAUCCGUGUGCUGAACCUGUACUACCUGGCACCUCAUCAUCAGACCAACGAGUACAGUCUCAUCUUCUCCGGCAUGCUGGUGUGCCGCCUCACUCCCGCCAUGUGCCUCAACUUCCUCAGCCUCGUGCAUAUGGACUCACAUGUCAUAAAGCAACGCAUUAUGGAGACUUACUACACACAGAUAAUGGGUCAUAUGGAUGUGCUGGGUAUAAUAGCGGAGGGGUUCAACAUCUACUUCCCAAUGCUGGUGGUGCUGCUUUGUGCCGCCACCUACCUCUCUCUUGGCAGCCGGUUGCUCUCCCUCUGCGGUUUCCAGCAGUUUGUGGGAGAUGAUGACCUCACCACAGACCUUGUUGAUGAGGGACGCGAGAUUGUUAAACGAGAGAAACGCAAGCGUCAACGUGCAGAAGAGUCUCUGUCGCGACGACGCGAUUACAGCGAGCGAUACAACUACCGCACACGCGAGCCACAGGACGGAGCCCACACCGGGCUAUUGAAUGACGUCGACUCAGAUUAUUACGUCACACCGAGUCCGGACCGAGUUGGCUCGUACCAGACGGAGUCGUACCGGGGAUUGAGCGCUCCGUACCAGCGCGCUGAGGUCCCGUACCAGGACAUCGACCAGAGAUUCGGUGACAGUACCCUGCCUUCUAUCAGAACAGAAUUCGAAGAUCGAAGGAGGGACAAAAUGACGAUGCCUCCUCGAGGUCUAUUCGAUGACGUUUAGUGAACUUUGUAAAUGUAAUGAGCAAGUUUUUUUUUAUGUACAAUUAGUUAUUAGGUAUAGAAUACUCUGCAAAAAUGUAAUCUUAUAAAAUUAUUCUUGCAUCAGAUGUAUGUAAUCUAGUAUAACGUGCAAUAUUUAAAAAAAAUGGUGAAACAAUUACGAUUUUCUAAAAAAAAAAUUUAAGAUGCAUUUAUAAACCAUAUAUAGGUCAAUAAAGGAACAUUUUGACAAAACAUUGUACCUUCUCCGAAAAAGUAUAAAUCAAUGACAAUAAACUAGUAAUUUAUCUU
Papilio machaon (common yellow swallowtail) is the source of this 2707-nucleotide messenger RNA. RefSeq names its product LMBR1 domain-containing protein 2 homolog. Lineage: Eukaryota; Metazoa; Arthropoda; Insecta; Lepidoptera; Papilionidae. The transcript is spliced from 10 exons. Gene Ontology annotation, cellular component: membrane. The record is from RefSeq and is a predicted model, not a curated record. The coding region runs from base 366 to 2417 and encodes 683 amino acids.